Messenger RNA from Gamsiella multidivaricata, 2130 nucleotides. RefSeq names its product mitochondrial resolvase Ydc2. NCBI's taxonomy places the organism in Eukaryota, Fungi, Mortierellomycota, Mortierellomycetes, Mortierellales, Mortierellaceae. The transcript has 2 exons. Gene Ontology annotation, cellular component: mitochondrion. Gene Ontology annotation, molecular function: flap-structured DNA binding; DNA endonuclease activity; Y-form DNA binding. The record is from RefSeq and is a predicted model, not a curated record. Bases 144 to 1631 code for a protein of 495 amino acids.
UGUCCAAGCCCUAAUAAAAAGAACCUUCGUUUGCUGAAAAACAACAAUAAGCUCUGUAAAGAAUCGUAGGACCGAGGAAGCUGUUCCUCGCACUUCUCAUCCCUGUUUGUUUGUGUAUUCUCGAAACACACGCAUAUAACUCGAUGCAACCUUGGUGUUAUGUACCGCGCCUUACAUCACAACGAUUGUCUUGUGGAUGGCAGCGCUCCUUGUCGACAGCCUCAAAGGGAAUCGCGAUCACGAUCGCAUCCCAGCCUCCCUCACCACACUUAUCAAAUCCUGUCUCCCUGAUCUCAUUGUUUCCCAAAGUGGCUGUGCGACACUUUAGCACGCAGCUCGAACAAUCGCUCAGCAGGCUCACUAUCAAGGAUCUGUCGUCGCUAUUGAACGCGAUGGGUCUGCAGCUUUCGGGAACGAAACCAGUUCUCAAAAACCGACUUUUGACACACAUGGGUGCGAUCCUGCACAAGGUCGAGCGCUUGGAGCCCGAAUUUUCUCGCCAUGGGACCAUAUUUGAGGCCUCUAGCAACCCUUGCACCUUGCCAUCCUGCCAAGAGCAGCGGUUGGAGCGGAAGGUAGACGGGGAAACAUUGGAGAGGAUCCAGCAGCGUGUGUUGCCUCGAUCCAUCGUGUCGAUCGAUGUUGGGAUCCGCAACCUCGCUUGGGUCGAGCUCUCGAGGGACGGAGAAAUUCUGCGCUGGUCAGUUGAGGAUCUCCUUGGCCCAAUUGAUGAAAACCACCAUGAUCACCGCGACGAGACCGAGGAUUGCGACGGGUCAUUAAAAGUAUCUGCCCAAGGUGAGCAAGCUUCUGGUGAUAAUGCCCCGCCUAUUAAAACGAUAAAGGCUACAAGAGGCAAGGGCGCCAAAGUCAAGGUGAAAGCGCCUGCACUGCCGUUCGAUUCCAGAUCGGUAGCGCUGAGGUUGGAUAAGGUGAUGCACAAGAUUGUGGACAGUGAAGCGUUGGAAGGAGUGAUCGUGGAGCAGCAGCGGUUUCGGACAGCAGGGAUGCACUCGGUCCUGGAUGCGACUUUCAGGUGUGGAGUGCUCGAAGGUAUGAUCCAUGUAUGGCUUGCGGUGUGGCAGCAAGCGCUCAAGAAGCGGCAGCAACAACAAGAAAAGAUUGCCGAAAUGACUGCCGGCGCUGCUGGCAAAGAACAGGACCAGACCAAGGAUGUGAAGGAGAAUGAGGAUGUUGUCUUUGUAGAAUCCGUAUCGCCAAGAGCCGUGGCCAGUUGGUGGGGGAUCGGUGCAGCGGCCAAGACGCAGACUAUAACGAAAAGUAACAGCGACGCAUUGGAUGCAUCGAAUACAUCAGAAGUGAAUGAUGCAGGCGGAAGAGCAAGCAAGACGCGCGGGUACCAUACCAAAAAGGGGCAAUCCAGAAACAUGGUCGACCAGUGGAUACGCAACAGCGAUAACGAUCUAAUUACCCCAAUGGGCGAGGGGGAUAGAAUCGGAGCUAGAUUUCGGCUGCGGUGCCGCACGGAAGUCAGGGAUUGGUAUGGUCAAGAGAAGAAACGGGAUGAUCUCAGCGACUGUCUGCUGCAGGCGAUCUCGUGGUACGAAUGGAGGGGACGGGCUAUCGAGGAGGCGGUAGAGCGUUCGCGAGGUGGACAGAAGGGUAUUUAGAGGAUAAAGAGGGCGGGCACAUAGAAAGGAUAGACAUGAGGUUGAGCGGGAUGAGUGCGCAAUCGAAGGCAACACGCAGCGGUCGAUAGCGAUAUUAUUAUUGGAUUUAUUGCAGACUAGUUUUAUUUUUUUGCUUCAACAUAAGCCAGGAUUCAUUGCGAGCGCCGAGCAAUUCAGGACUACAGACAUGAACGCCAACACAUCUAUACUUAAUUGUCAAUAGCACUUUCUAAAAAGAAUGACUAUUUUCUUUGGCAUGAGUAGACAUGCAGUAUCUGAGACUCCGUAAACUCGUGGACUCUGAAGAGCGACCGAGCGAGUUAGCGAGGCAGCACAGCAAAAAAUAUUAGUCGGCACAAGGAAACGAAAAUUACCUACUACUUGAACAUUAGCAGCUCUCUUUAGGUUGCAGCGUGGCAACAAAUUGUCGACGGGCGAUUACAUAAUACACAUCAUUGGCUUCUGGAUGAUGAUUUACUAUUUAUGAUAACAUCAUUAU